AUGAUGAGACCCUUCAUUCUAAGAAUCGUGGCAACUUCAUUGAGCUUAUUGAUCGUUUCUCUUACUACAAUGACGAAGUCAAAAGUACCGUGCUAG
This is a messenger RNA of Linum tenue, 96 nucleotides long. NCBI's taxonomy places the organism in Eukaryota, Viridiplantae, Streptophyta, Magnoliopsida, Malpighiales, Linaceae. The record is from the annotation of a GenBank genome assembly.